Cornus florida is the source of this 1135-nucleotide messenger RNA. RefSeq names its product transcription initiation factor IIF subunit beta. NCBI's taxonomy places the organism in Eukaryota, Viridiplantae, Streptophyta, Magnoliopsida, Cornales, Cornaceae. Gene Ontology annotation, cellular component: transcription factor TFIIF complex. The record is from RefSeq and is a predicted model, not a curated record. The transcript is spliced from 6 exons. Gene Ontology annotation, biological process: transcription by RNA polymerase II; transcription initiation at RNA polymerase II promoter. The coding region runs from base 68 to 859 and encodes 263 amino acids.
CAGACAACACCGUCAAUGCCAUAAUAGGGGGAGAGAGAAACUAGAGAGAGAGAUAAACGAGAGAGAGAUGGAUGAAGAGAACAGCAACAGCAGUGGCGGUAUCAAUUUGGAUACAGGAAAGGCCGAAAGAUCGGUAUGGCUAAUGAAGUGCCCACUUCUGGUAUCAAAAUCGUGGCAAUCCCACUCCUCCGCCGCCGAUUCUCAGCCCGUUGCCAAAGUCGUCGUCUCCGUCGAUCCCCUUCAUCCCGAGGAUUCCUCUUCUCCCCAGUUCACGAUGGAGAUGUCUGGCAAUGAGACAGGGAACAUGCCGAAGAGCUACUCUUUGAAUAUGUUUAAAGAUUUUGUUCCUAUGUGUAUAUUUUCCGAAGCUAAUCAUGGUAAGGUUGCAAUGGAAGGGAAAGUGGAACAUAAAUUUGACAUGAAGCCCCAUAAUGAAAACAUGGAGGAGUAUAGCAGAUUGUGCCGUGAAAGGACAAACAAAUCGAUGAUUAAAAACAGACAAAUACAGGUGAUUGACAAUGAUCGUGGAGUGCAUAUGAGGCCCAUGCCUGGAUCUGGAAUGCUUGGCUUGAUUACUUCUAGUUCUAAGGAUAAGAAGAAAGCAGCUCCAGUUAAGGGAUCAGAUGUUAAAAGAACUAGGAGAGAUCGUGGUGAACUAGAGGAUAUCAUGUUUAAGCUUUUUGAAAGACAACCUAACUGGGCCCUAAAGCAGCUAGUCCAAGAGACAGAUCAACCUGCGCAAUUCUUGAAAGAGAUUCUAAAUGAGCUAUGCGUGUACAAUAAGAGGGGAACGAACCAAGGAACAUAUGAGCUCAAGCCAGAAUACAAGAAAGCUGUAGAGGAUACAGGUGCUGAAUAAAUUUUUUUUUUUCUCUGACUGUAUAUUAGUUACGCAAGUUGGAUAGAACUUAAUCAAGUGAGGUGUAGUGUUCUUCAAUGGUGGCACCCCUAUUUUUAUUUUUAUUUUUAUGAAUUACUCAUGAUGCAAUUAUGAACCAUAAAUUAGGAAGGGGUAGAGAUGUUAAAAGGGUUGUGUACUUUCAUAUGCUUUUUUCUGAAAUGUCUGUUACUGUUAUUUUGGCCUAUAGUUUGUUAUUUGGUUUAGCUUGAUAUAUAUCAAAUUACAAUUUAUUUA